CGGCUUUGUUUGAUGGGCGUUGUUGAUAGCGUGUUCUCUUUCCGGAGGACUGCUCCCCGCUACUGAGGCGUGCUUUCUAAUCACGGCUCACAAUAAGUGGUUACAAUGAGCGUCCCGGCUUUCAUUGACAUUACAGAGGAGGAUCAGGCCUCGGAGCUCCGGGCCUACAUCAAAUCCAAAGGAGCGGAGAUUUCCGAAGAGAACUCUGAAGGGGGGCUACAUGUGGAUUUAGCUCAGAUCAUUGAAGCUUGCGAUGUCUGUCUCAAGGAUGACGACAAAGAUGUGGAGAGCGUGAUGAACAGCAUCGUGUCUCUGCUGCUCAUCCUGGAGACGGAGAAACAGGAGGCCCUCAUCGAGAGCCUGUGUGAGAAGCUGGUGAAGUUCAGGGAAGGAGAGCGUCCCUCUCUCAGGAUGCAGCUGCUGAGUAAUCUGUUCCAUGGGAUGGAUGAAAACACGGCUGUCAGGUACACCGUUUACUGCGGCCUCAUCAAGGUAGCGGCCACCUGCAACGCCAUUGCGUUCAUUCCGACCGAGCUCGAUCAGGUGCGAAAGUGGAUAACGGACUGGAAUCUGACCACAGAGAAGAAGCACACACUCCUCAGGCUGGUGUAUGAAGCGCUGGUGGACUGCAAGAAAAGUGAGGCGGCUGCUAAGGUGAUGGUGGAGCUGUUGGGCAGCUACACGGAGGACAAUGCCUCUCAGGCCCGCGUUGACGCUCACAGGUGUAUCGUCCGUGCUUUGAAAGACCCAAACACGUUCCUGUUCGACCACCUCUUGGCCCUGAAGCCUGUGCGUUUCUUGGAAGGGGAGCUGAUCCAUGACCUCUUGACCAUCUUUGUAAGCGCGAAACUAGCCUCGUACGUCAAGUUCUACCAGAACAACAAGGACUUCAUCGAUUCCCUAGGUCUGUCACACGAGCAGAACAUGGCUAAGAUGAGGCUCCUCACGUUCAUGGGGAUGGCGGUGGAGAUCAAGGAGAUCUCUUUCCAGACCAUGCAGCAGGAGCUGCAGAUCGGCGCUGAAGAUGUGGAGGCCUUCGUCAUCGACGCUGUUCGAACCAAGAUGGUCUACUGCAAAAUUGACCAGACGCAGCGCAAAGUCGUGGUGAGCCACAGCACACACCGGACCUUUGGGAAGCAGCAGUGGCAGCAGCUCUACGACAGCCUCAACUCCUGGAAGCUGAACCUGGUGACCGUGAAGAACAGCCUGCAGACCCUCUCAACCACCACUUAAACGCCCUCCCCCACCCAACUGCAGUUUUAUAUUUACCAAAUAAAAAUUGAGAGGAAUUA
Messenger RNA from Conger conger (European conger), 1292 nucleotides. RefSeq names its product eukaryotic translation initiation factor 3, subunit M (gene eif3m). Gene Ontology annotation, cellular component: cytoplasm; eukaryotic translation initiation factor 3 complex. Lineage: Eukaryota; Metazoa; Chordata; Actinopteri; Anguilliformes; Congridae. The coding region runs from base 106 to 1233 and encodes 375 amino acids. The record is from RefSeq and is a predicted model, not a curated record. The transcript has 11 exons. Gene Ontology annotation, biological process: cytoplasmic translational initiation. Gene Ontology annotation, molecular function: translation initiation factor activity.